This is a messenger RNA of Harpegnathos saltator (Jerdon's jumping ant), 1149 nucleotides long. RefSeq names its product myosin-9. The coding region runs from base 215 to 859 and encodes 214 amino acids. The record is from RefSeq and is a predicted model, not a curated record. NCBI's taxonomy places the organism in Eukaryota, Metazoa, Arthropoda, Insecta, Hymenoptera, Formicidae. The transcript has 5 exons.
AAAGGAAGAAUAUAUCUUACCAUAUUCUUUUUGCAAUUUCUAUAUACAAGUAGAAUUUAUCAGCAGAAGUCAUAUAUUAAUAAUAUCAAAAUUUUCCUAGAUUCCUUUGUGAUCGAUUGUUACGAUGUAACUUUUCAUACAUUUCUCGUGCCGCAGUUGUCUUGACGGGGAUCGAAGAAGUUAUCAGAAUUGGCAGAAUAAAAAUUACAACGCAAUGCUGCGUUCCGAUCUUCAGAGUCUCGUGGAUCAGUACGAAGAAAUGUGCAACGCAGUUUCUACAUUGCGCGCUUUAAACGUGGAACAACAGCAAUGCAUAGAACUGGAGCGCGAGCAAUCGAAAAAGACAGAAGUAAAACUGAAAAACAUGAUAUGCUGGUUGACAAAGCGCGAAAAUUGCUACAAAGCAUCUUUAGACAAUCUAGAGAAGGAGAAUAAAAACUUGCGACGCAAUUUAGCAGACAUGAAACACGAAUACGAUCAAGUUGAGCUCGCGAACAACGUCAAAGUUUCCAAAUUGCAGGAUGAAAUUGAAUUUUUACGAGUACAAGUAACACAGCUCGGCGAUGAGUACAGGCAACAGUUAAUAGAGCGAGAUAAACAGCAUAAAGACGAAAGUUUUAAAUACAAACACCUCUUAGAGGAUACGACAGCGAGAUCGCUUCAGAAGGCACAAGAUGUAACAAGAAAAAGUAAAAUAGGAAAAAACAAAAUAGAGAAGCAUCCUGCCCUCAUAGAUGAAGAAGAGGAACAGAAAAUACAAAAAUUCCCUGAAUUGGAAGUUAGUAAAAUUACCAAGAAAAGAAGAAAAUUAUUUCAAGAGGACAAUGAUACUGCAAUCGAUAUCAUUCAAAGGCAAUAAUGCUUAUCUUAAGUUACUCUAUAUUUAACUUAAGUCACUCUACAAGAUCUUGAUAUUAUGAUUUAAUUUGAUGACAUUUUCUCCUUGGUUUUGAUAUUAAGGUAAUAUAAUCAUGUGUGUAUAUUGCGUUUCUCUGUAUAAAUAAUGCAUUUUCAUUUUGUAAUGAAUAUUUCAGUUUGUACGUAAUAUUUCGUAGAAGAUAAUAUGAAGUAGAUGUGACUGACAUAUAAUACAUAAUAUACUAGUGAACAUAAGGUUAAUAGACAAUAAAUAAGUGAAAUAAACAUGAA